GGUGGGCGGUGGGGGGGGAGAUUUUCCUGAUGGUUUUACCAUGCGACAGGGCGUUCCUCGUGAGCUGGUGAGUGGACUGUCGGCCGGAGAGAUCCCUGGGGGCGAGAGGAGGGGCUCGACCUGGAGCGGAUUGUGAGAUGAAGAAAAGUCGAAGUGUUCUGGCCGUGACUACAGGAGACGUUUUUUUUCUCUCUCAGAUGGGCUGCGAGACCGUGGAGCUGAGCAAGUCGUGCACGUCAACGGGCAACACGCUGGGCGUGGAUCUGCGCAGGGGACGCAGGCGUUUCUCGGGUACCCUCCAGCUGCCUCCGCUGUCGUGGCGCCAGGGGGAACGGGCCAGGACCCCCGAGCGGGACCCCAUCUCCCGGCCCACCACCCUGCAACUCCGAACCCCGCCCCGGAUAGCCAUCACCCCCGUGGACCAGGACAGUUUCGAGUUGGAAAAUGGGGCGUCCGGAGGCCGGAGCCCACUGGACACACAGCCGAGCCCGGGGUCAGCGCUGGUUCUCCAGACCACCGUCCCAAGCCAGGGCCAGCGACGAGAGUCGUUCCUGUACCGCUCCGACAGCGACUACGAGCUGUCGCCCAAGUCCAUGUCCAGGAACUCCUCCAUCGCCAGCGAGAUGCACGGAGAUGACCUGAUAGUCACACCGUUUGCCCAGGUUCUGGCCAGUCUGAGGAGCAUCAGGAGCAACUUCUCCUUAUUGACCAACGUGCAGGGAGCCACUGGCAGGAGAUCCCCAGCUGGGACCCAGACUCCGUGCACCCGAAUCAGCCUGACAGAGGAGUCAUACCAGAAGGUGGCCAUGGAGACACUGGAGGAACUGGACUGGUGCCUAGACCAGCUGGAGACCAUCCAAACCUAUCGCUCCGUCAGCGAGAUGGCCUCCAACAAGUUUAAGAGGAUGCUGAACCGGGAGCUGACGCACCUGUCUGAGAUGAGCCGCUCUGGCAACCAGGUGUCUCAGUUCAUCUCCGACACCUUUCUCGACAAACAGAACGACGUGGAGAUGCCGUCGCCUACACAGAAAGAGAGAGACAAGAAGAAGAAACAGCAGCUGAUGACCCAGAUCAGCGGCGUAAGAAAACUCCGACACAGCUCCAGCCUCACCAACUCCAGCCUCCCUCGCUUUGCGGUCAACACAGAGCACGAGGACUCGCUCUCCAAGGAACUGGAAGAUCUCAACAAGUGGGGACUCAACAUCUUCAGACUGGCCGACUACUCCAGCGACCGGCCUCUCACCUGCAUCAUGUACGCCAUUUUCCAGGAGCGAGACCUGCUGAAGACUUUCCGAAUCCCCGUGGACACCUUUGUCACGUACAUGAUGACGCUGGAAGAUCACUACCACCCUGACGUGGCCUAUCACAACAGCCUGCACGCCGCCGACGUGGCUCAGUCCACACACAUCCUGCUCUCCACACCCGCCCUCGAUGCCGUCUUCACGGACCUCGAGAUUCUUGCCGCCAUUUUUGCCGCCGCCAUCCACGACGUGGACCAUCCGGGCGUCUCCAACCAGUUCCUCAUCAACACCA
Molecule: messenger RNA, 1533 nt
Organism: Callorhinchus milii (elephant shark)
Lineage: Eukaryota; Metazoa; Chordata; Chondrichthyes; Chimaeriformes; Callorhinchidae
Gene: pde4ba
Product: phosphodiesterase 4B, cAMP-specific a
Biological process (GO): signal transduction
Cellular component (GO): cytosol; perinuclear region of cytoplasm; nucleus
Molecular function (GO): transmembrane transporter binding; 3',5'-cyclic-AMP phosphodiesterase activity
Source: RefSeq, a predicted model, not a curated record